Messenger RNA from Dipodomys ordii (Ord's kangaroo rat), 1428 nucleotides. RefSeq names its product family with sequence similarity 217, member A (gene Fam217a). The record is from RefSeq and is a predicted model, not a curated record. The transcript has 5 exons. NCBI's taxonomy places the organism in Eukaryota, Metazoa, Chordata, Mammalia, Rodentia, Heteromyidae. The coding region runs from base 1 to 1428 and encodes 475 amino acids.
AUGGAGAGAAGAAAUGGUGAGAGUUGCGACACUAACCUCCAGGAGUCAAGCAUCACUCAGGAGAACUUAUCUCACUGGAAAUUGGAUUUGGAAGUACCUGUUCUUGAAAAUAAAAUCCUCCCACCUGGAAGGGAUAAUGCAACAGGUGGCAAAAUUAACAAGAACAGUAAACAAAGGCUAUUUCAUUUAUGGAGUUAUCCUUUUAAUGAAGGAAAUACCAUGGAAAACAGGGAAUUAGAAAACUCUUCAGUGGAAAGUGGUGCUAAAAUAACCACAAAUACCUCAAGGAUCUUCCGUCUAAGCCACUCCUUAGCAAAUGCUCUAGAUGACCACCCAGUGAUGAUACCCUUAGGUCUCUACUGGCCCUAUGCGGAUGGAGACUUUUUAAAAGCCAGAAAUGAUUCUCAUAUUAAUUCAAACUCAACUAUAGAAAGCUAUAGUGGUGAUACUUUAUCCAUCCCACGUUGGAACUUAAAAUCUGGACACAGCAGUUUGGAAGAAAAUUUAACAGAUGAAAGUGAUUUAUCGGAAGGUGAGAAGACCAGUGAUAGUUUACUUGGCUAUUUUCAAAAGAUGGAGCUGAACUUAAAGCCAGAAACAAUAGAAAACAUGGAAGACUCUUUCACUGAGGAACCAGCCGAAGCGUUUCUAUAUCCAGAUUUCCUGCCCCCUCCUUUCAAUACUCUGGACUUGCACAGACUCGCCAUCUCUAAAUGUGAAAGUUGGAAAAUGAUAGUGGAACCUCCAGAAAACCCCCUAGGGAACCUGAUAAAUCGUUUAUUGGAACUGGAAAAAUUACAACAUGCCACUAUACAAAAAGAGAGGCCACGACCACAGUCAACUUUCUAUACUCCCAUUGUUUCUGAGCGACCCUCCUCUUCCAAAGUUGUGUUGAAACUGAGACAGCCAAAACUUCCUGACCCUUCAAGUUUGCAGAUAGCUUGUAUAGAUAAAAGUCGAGAAAAGAGAAAAAACAAUUCUGGAUCUAGCAAGCCUGAACAAAAUGCUUCAAGAUGGAGCUGGAGCAAUGCUGGCAAAUACAAAUGGAAUUCUAGACCAUCAUCUUUUAAAAAUUUAUCCACCACAAAACAGUUGACUGCGACUUGUGAUGAUUUCAAGAAUCCCAAAAAUUCCAUUUUAAAUCCAUGCCAGGAACUGUCACCCAAACUUACUACUGGGCAAACAACUCAAUCAUUAAUUAAAAUGGUCUCAACAAGAUGUCUGCCACCACCGUCCCCAGGACCGAUUUCACCUAUAUCCUUGUCUUUUCCUGAAAAUCAAAGGGAAGAAAUUAAGGCACCAAGGAACAAAAAGAAACCUUACAAAAGAAGUAUACUAUUGAACAGACCAUUCUAUAUUCAGAAACUAAACUGUUUGUCACCUUCAUUUAUAGCUAAGGGUAAGCACUCUCCUAUUGCUCAAAAGUAA